AUGCACAAACGGACACCAUUCACCUCCAAGGAUGCCGAGGAAGAAGAAGACGAUAACAUUGUCCUUGACGAACAGCAACAGGAAGAGAUAAUCGCAACACUAAAGCGUGAAGCAGAUCAUCACCAACAAGUGUACGAAAAUGUUUUUUACAAGGUUUCAUUUAUGGCUUCUGGAUUGUACCUCCUAGCUUCACUACUACCGCUCCCCUUGAACCCGCUUCCUCAAUAUCGAUUAGCCUAUCUCCUUUCCGCAGCAAUUUGCCUUACAACCCCGUUCCUGUCGUUCCGUCAUCCUGUCACGGAACCACUAGCAUACUCCGCGGUCAAAUAUGUUCCAUUUGUGGUGGCCCUCAUACCGCCAUUCUUGAUGUAUUUAGGGGAUGGGUGGACGGGAGUCGGUGUCGGGUGUUUGCCAUUGGUCUUGGUGCUGGGACAGUGGUAUGCGAUUAGGGCGAUGGGGGAGGUGAGGGAGGGUGUGGAAGGCUUGGAGGGAUUCAAGUAUAAAUACAAGGGCGCUUAA
Molecule: messenger RNA, 519 nt
Organism: Spizellomyces punctatus DAOM BR117
Lineage: Eukaryota; Fungi; Chytridiomycota; Chytridiomycetes; Spizellomycetales; Spizellomycetaceae
Exons: 3
Coding region: 1-519 (172 amino acids)
Source: RefSeq, a predicted model, not a curated record